Messenger RNA from Esox lucius (northern pike), 1080 nucleotides. Its product is annotated as GTPase IMAP family member 4-like. The coding region runs from base 1 to 897 and encodes 298 amino acids. Gene Ontology annotation, molecular function: GTP binding. NCBI's taxonomy places the organism in Eukaryota, Metazoa, Chordata, Actinopteri, Esociformes, Esocidae. The transcript has a single exon. The record is from RefSeq and is a predicted model, not a curated record.
AUGACCAGGAGGAUUGUGUUGGUGGGGAAGACCGGGGCUGGGAAAAGCUCUUCAGGAAACACCAUCCUGGGAAGGAAAACCUUUAGAGAGGCAAAGUCUAGCAAGUCUGUGACACAAGAGUGCUGCAAAGAAACUGCUGUGGUGGCAGGUAUACAGGUGGUCAUAGUGGACACACCUGGAUUAUUUGACAGAAAACGUCCCGACAGAGAGUUGGAGACUGAAAUCGGUCAAUGUAUCAACUUGACUUCACCUGGUCCACAUGCGAUUGUAUUGGUCAUGGAUGUGGGACCUUUCACACCAGAAGAAGAGAACACUGUAAAGAAAAUCAGGGCGCUAUUUGGAGAUGAAGCGGAGAAGUAUACCAUGAUUCUCUUCACCCAUGGGGAUGAGUUGGAUCCGGGUGGAAUUGAGCAGUACAUCAGUGAAAGUUCGGAUGAGUUCAAGAAAUUCAUGGAGCAGUUUGGUGGAAGGUACCAUGUUUUUGACAACAACAAGAUGGAUGACAGAGACCAAGUUCUGAAAUUCAUGGAGAAAAUGGAUGAUAUGGUUGAAAAGAAUGACCGAGGCUUCUACACCAAUGAAAUGUACAAGGAGGUGGAGAGAAGGAUUUGUAAGAAAGAGGAAGAGUUGAUAAACAAGUAUGAAGUAGAGCUACAGAGGUUAGUUGACGAAGAGAAGAAACCGCCUCUUGAAUACCAAGAGAAAAGUAAGGAGAUACAGAAAGAAAUUGAAGCAUUGAGAGAGUCACUGCAAGAAAAAGAUGAGAAACUGGAACAAAAACUUUAUUAUAAGAUGAAGUUGAGGGCUGCAAGACAGGAAGCAGAACAAAUACAAAAUUACACAGAUAUGUCAUCAGCGGUUUGUAGAAGGCUACAAGGCCUCCAGCUUACAGAAUGAAGUCCAGAAUGAAAAGCAUAGAGGGGGCAUUUGAGAGGUUGUGUUAAAGAUUAAGGCUCAAAAUCUUCUGUUUUAAAGGUGUUGUACAUAGGAAUGUGCCCUAUGUAAAUAAAUGUAUUGUAAAAUUGGUAAGAACAAUAGUAUACCUACUAAAACCAACGGCAAAAACAACUUUCACUAAGA